This is a messenger RNA of Stegostoma tigrinum, 4375 nucleotides long. Its product is annotated as epidermal growth factor receptor substrate 15-like 1. Lineage: Eukaryota; Metazoa; Chordata; Chondrichthyes; Orectolobiformes; Stegostomatidae. The transcript is spliced from 11 exons. The coding region runs from base 320 to 1660 and encodes 446 amino acids. The record is from RefSeq and is a predicted model, not a curated record.
GUGAAAAGAAGAAAUCAAAUAAAAACUUCUUUGGAACUCAGUCCGAGCAAAAACCUGGCUUCGGGUCCCCAGUGGAAAUUCAGUGAUAACAGCCGCAGAACAUUAAACUGGAUCAGCAAAGCACUGAGUCACUGACUGAGAAUGUCCAAGAGACUGGGUGGAGUCUGCAGGUAAUUGAUGCUGAAACUUUUAAGGAGCAGUAAGCAUUUUCCCUGCCCUAUCUCUCCCCCACAUUACCCCUCCGAGAACCUAGCGGGCUGUCCGCUGGAGGGUUUGUUCGCGAGGGCCAGAGGAAUCGCUGAACCGUCCACCGCCACAAAUGCCUGAACCGAAGAAAAAGGACAAGUACGUCCUCCUGGACGAUGACUCGGAGUGUGAGACCGAGGAGUUCAAUAAGAUGAAAAUGUCUUGGAUGGACACCCGCUCGGUGAAAGACGGGAAAAAAUACACAACUUGCAGAGCUGGCAGAUGUUCUGCAUGGUGUCAACCGCAGUGGAUCUGUCACACAAUCUUCAUCUUUGUCCUACUUGUUUCUCAAGUAUUUUUGUUUCUGUACGUACUGAGGCAACAAUGGGAGCUAGAAAUAUUAAAACUGGAACGAGGUGUCAGUAAACCGCAAGAAGCCAUUCACCAGUUCGACAAGCAACUUUACAAUGAAAUAAACAAAGUGGAAGGAAAUGCAAACAUAGCAUCUGACCCAGAGGAACCACAUGACAAGGUAUCACCCUCCGUUUCCCAAAACAAAACCUUGGCAAACGGAGAGCCAGCAGAAGCACAAGUGUAUAAUUUACAGGAAAUACAAGCUCUGGAUAAGAAAGUUAACAUCAUGCAGGGUAGCAUCAUCCACAUCAGAGAAAAUCUGAAUUUAAUGCAGGCUAAAUGUGAAGAGCUCACCAGAAAUGUGGAAGACAAGUCAACCAAUAACCAGGAGUUUUCCAGACUGUACAAAUUGGUGUGGAAAUUGAAUGUGUCUACAGUUUCCAGUACCCUGGAAAUAAAGGAUGAAAUUCAUGAACUUCGCAACCUAACAGCUGAACUCACCCAACAGUUCAGAUCCAUGGAAACAAAUCUGCAUUCUCUUAGAGACCUGACAAACACACAGGUUACUGAACUAGAGCAGUUUGAAGAAUCAUUGGAAAGAAUGCACAACGUGUCAGAGAAUUUAAAAUCUCACCAAAGUCAACUAGAACAGGAUUUGGAUAGCAAUUUCCAACAGAUCUCACAGUUGAAGGAUGAGAUUUAUCAAAAAGAAGAUGCAUUGAAUCAAACAAGCCAGCCCUCUGCAACCAUGGCACAACUCCAAAUUGAAAGUACUCCAUACACACUCCCACAGCAGCUGGAAAGUUCCAAAGUCACAUCAUUAAUGAGCCAUGAGGUUGACGGAAAACUAGAUGUCCAGACACCUCCCACAGAAAACACCUCGCUUAAAUCUGUGCUCAGAAAUAUCAUUUCAAUUCCUUCAAUAACAAAUUUGAAAGCACUGAAGUCCUUUUUCUAUGGUGCAGACUGGACUGGGCAUGGCUAUCUAACGUAUAGGGACCUAGUGAAUACUCUUGGUCGAUGGGCACCAACUGAAGAAAACAUUAAACAAUUUGAUGAAAAUAACGAUGACAGAUUCUCCUAUACAGAGAUGAUAAAGGCUUUAGGCCUACAAGAAUAAAUCUGAAAAUCAACCUGAAGAGGAGAUAUCUACACAAUUAUCUUAUUUCAAAACCAGACUAACACCUACAUCAGUGCUUUGCACUAACAUUAAAGGACAUUAUCUAUAGUACAAAUUAAAGAAAAAAGUAGAAAUGCUAAUUCUAGAUUCAGAACAUAAACUCGUACUAUUUUUAGGAAGGAUAAAAUCUUUGGUUUGAAGCAUCUAAUCCAACAUUUCUUUGCAGCUAGAAUGGUUAAAUAUCACAGCUUAGGUUUAAAAAUAUUGUACAUUGAAUAGUUCCUAUAUUCAACGUAUGCUUUGUAGUUAAUUUGUUUCAUAAAUACAUAAUUUGAAAAUGUGAAUAAUUUAACAAAUAAUGAUAUAAUAAAUUUCUUGCUUUGGAAGUAAUUUUUCAUUUCAUUUACAACUUUUAAAAAACAUCCUAAAUGUUACAUUUUCAAGCAUUAUGACCUAAGUAUGUGUUCGUCAUAAAUAAAAAUAAAGCUUUUAAAAAUGCAGCUGUCUAUUUCCCUUGGGUUCUUUCACUCAUCCAGAGGAAUAUCACAGAUCUUCCAUAGUUUCUACUGUUCUUUCAUCAAUGUUAAUUUCAUUUGGGUCAGUUUUGAUUCCUUUAAAGCAUGUCUUAUCACUUUUGACGUGCUUUUGACAAGACUGGAUCAGAUUGAAACCAACGCAGUGUUAAGCUCAGUUGAAGAGUCCUGGAAUCAUAUGAACAUACAAGUGCUUGGCAGACCUUUUAGUCUUUUCAACUGACUGCCAUUUAAUAAGAUUGUGGUUUCAAAUCUACAUUAUUGUCUAACCUAAUAAUCUUGGACUCCCUUGUUAAUCAUGGCAUUAAAUAAUCGAAUAUGAAGUUGCAUUUGACUAGCGAUCUUAAUUAUUUUUGAAAAUGUAUGUAAAAAUUCUCACCUACCACACAAUAAGCAUAAUAACCUGAUCGUUUCAGCCUCAUGAACUAGAUAGAAGAAGUUGGUAACUGUUGAAGCUGUUCUCCUUGGAGAGAAGAGAGCUGCAAGAAGAUUUAAUAGAGGUUUUCAAAAUCAUGAGUGAACUAGGUAGAGUAGUUAGAGAGAUGCUGUUCCUGUUUCUAAAAGAGGCAAUGGAUUUAAAAUGAUUUAAAGGUGAUGCAAGAGGGAAAAAAAACCUUUGACAGUGAGUACUUUCAGCUAUGGUAUGCACUGCCUGGAAAUUUCAUGGAGGCACGUUCAACUGAGGCAUUCAAGAGAGCAUUAGCUGAAUAUUUGGUUAGAAAUGGUGUGCAGUGAUAUGGGAAAAAGGUAGAGAUUGACACCAGGUGCUAAUGAUGAUGAUAAUAAAAAAAACUAAGUAAGAGGCCAAAUGGUCUCCUUCUAUGCCACAACAAUUUUAUGGUUCUGUGAUAUUUUAGCCUUACUAUUUUCUGGUUCAGUAUUAUUAUUUCCCUGUUCCCUCGUUGUCUAAUUAGCCAGGUUAAUUUUGGCUUCUUUCUUCCUGAUCCUAUAUCUAAAAGUGCUCUUGCUGUCAUGAUAUUACUUGCAAUUUACCUCAUAGGUUACAUUCUGCCACUUUUUUUUGGUUUUCAUGCUUGUUUUCUUUCCUAAUCCUCUAGCGUACUACUAAUCUUUGCUAAAAUUGUAUGUUCAUUUUAUUUCAAUUUGAUGUUAGCCUUAAGUUUGCUGGUUAACCAUGGUGGGCUUAUCUCUUUUCUAGAAUUCUUACUUCUCUCUAGGAUAUAUCAUUGUUGUGAGGCACGAACUAUUUUCUCAAUUAUCUGCCAUUGUUUCUCACCUUUGCUGAUAAACUCCUUUCCAAGUCGACUCCAGCCAGCUCUGCCUUCGUUUCAUUAUAAUUACCUUUAUUUAAGCUUAACACAGUUGUUUCUGACCCAGUUCCCUCCGCUCAGACUGAAUGCUAAAUUUGAUAUUGUGGUCAGUGUUUCCCAGGUGAUCAUUUAUCCUGACAUCAUUUAUUAAAACUGCCUCAUUACAUGUCAAAAAUCCAAAAAGCCUGAUCCCUGCACACUGCACACUUGGGUAGAACAGUUGGCCAUAGUUUCUCAAUUUCAACAAAUCAGCAGUUGCUUGAGCAAAUGUUUCAUAAUCAGGGCAUUUCAUAAUAUGCACAGUUUCUUUUUAAAAAUACAAAAAAAAAUGUGAUGUACUAUUAUCAAUCUUUAUAGUCAUCGUGGUAACACUUUCAACUCUGAAUCAGUUAGCACAGACAUCGUAUCUGUAAAACUAGUGCAGUACUGAGGCAGCAUUGCACUGUCAAACCCGCCAUGUUUCAGAUGUGACAUUAAAUCAAGGCUCCAACUUCCACUCAAAUGAUUGUAAAAAAAUCCCAUGGCACUAUUUUGAAGAGAAUAAUCUCCAGUCUCCUGGCAAUAUUCAUGUCUGAAACAACAUAACAUAAAAACAGAUUCUAGUCAUUAUCACAUCACAGUUUUUGGGAGUUCACUGAAUGAAAAUUCGCUGUCCCAUUUCCUACAUUACAGAAGUAGCUCCACUUCCAAAGUGCUUAAUUGACCAUAAAGCACCAAGAUGCCUGGUGGUCAUACAAACUGCUGUGUAUGUACAAGUGUUUAUUUCUUGUUGUCUUGGUGCAGGUACUGUGUGGAUCAAUCUUUUUAAUAUUAGCCAUUCAAUUGUUCUAAAGUUCAUUUAAAAAUAUAGUAGCAGAUAUAUUUUGUUCAUGUGAAUAUGUACUGUAAUAAUUGUGGAGCUGAUUUACUUC